GCUUUACUUCUAAGGAAGCUUCAACAGAAAAAGGCGUGUCUAAAGAACAGGUUCCAACUGGUUUCACAAAUGAAAGCAAAACAAACUGAAAGUAUGGUCUUACUCACGGAAGCUUUAUCUUUUGGUGUCUUUAGAAAAAUAUAAACCAUUAAAAUGAGGCUGUUUUUGUAUGUGAUUUUCCUGAUUCUUCUCAGCCUUUUGGGAUCUCAAUCAGAGCAAUUACAGGUGGUUGGUCCAGCAGAUCCACUUGUUGUUGUAGCUGGUGAAGAUCUGAUUCUGCCCUGUUUUACCAAAUCCAACACCAGUGUUGUGGACAUGAGAGUGGAGUGGUUCAGACUGAAUGUAGAAGACUCAUUAGUGCAUCUCUAUAUGGAUCAUGAAGACAGAAAUGAAAAUCAGGCUUUGCUGUACAGGGAAAGAACAUCACUGUUUAAAGAGGAGCUACAGAAAGGCAACGCUUCACUCAAACUCUCAGCUCUCAGAGUCUCUGAUGAAGGAAAAUAUAAGUGUCUCAUUGAGGACAAAUCACAAUCUGAUGACAUCACUGUGAAUGUCAUUGUUGAGGUUCAGGGAAGCCAGCCAGUGAUCAUGAUGGAGAAUUAUGAUAACUCAGGAGGGAUUCAUUUAGUGUGUGAGUCCAGAGGCUGGAACCCUGAACCUGAGAUUCUGUGGCUGGACGAAGAAGGAGACACUCUGCCUGCUGAAGACACUCAGAUACACAGAGACACUGAGGGCUUCAGUGUGAAACGCAGCAUCACUGUUUAUGAUUAUAGCGACUCCAACAGAUUUUACUGCAGACUUCGACAAAUUCAUCACAUGAUGGAGACAGAAAUGAUCAUUAACAAUAAAGUCUUUGAUGUUUGGAAGUGGAUCGUCAGCGUUUCAGUUUCAUCAUGUCUUAUUGCUGUCGGAUCGAUUAUAACUGCAGUUAUCUGUUACAAGAAAGAGCUUCAAAAGCAAAAGCAAAAAGCAGAGUUUUUAAAGAAGUUGUUUGCAGUGGAUGUGACUCUGGAUCCUGAUUCUGCACAUCCUGAACUCAUCCUGUCUGAUGAUGGAAAACAAGUGAGAUGUGGAGACACAAAACAGAAUCUCACUGAUACUCCACAGAGAUUUACUUAUUAUCCUGCUGUUGUGGGAAAUCAGAGUUUCUCCUCAGGGAGAUUUUAUUAUGAGGUGCAGGUCAGAGGGAAAACUCACUGGAUAUUAGGAGUCAUGAGAGAAAAUAUUAACAGGAAGGAGUGGAUUAUAGAGACCUCAGAAUGGAUUCUGGACUGUGGGACUGUAUGAUAAUCAGUAUUUGGCUCUUGCUGAUCCUCGUGUCCCCCUCACACUGAGAGAGAAGGUGGAGAAGUUGGGGGUGUUUGUGGAUUAUGAUGAGGGUCUGGUCUCCUUUUAUGAUGUGAACUCCAGAUCUCAUAUCUACUCUUUCACUGGUCAGACUUUCACUCACAAACUCAUUCCAUACUUCUAUACUUGGUAUAAUGAUGGAGCUCCACUGAUCUGUAUUUAAUACUGAAUACAUUUUUCACCUCACAGUUUUAAUCAUCUAUUAAAUGUUGAAAAUAAAAAUAGUGUUUUUUCUGGUAAAUUUUAUAAAAACAUUUUCCAUGUUAAAGUUUUGUACAGUUUUAUUUUAAUACCUGUU
This is a messenger RNA of Silurus meridionalis, 1645 nucleotides long. RefSeq names its product butyrophilin subfamily 1 member A1-like. NCBI's taxonomy places the organism in Eukaryota, Metazoa, Chordata, Actinopteri, Siluriformes, Siluridae. The coding region runs from base 154 to 1287 and encodes 377 amino acids. The record is from RefSeq and is a predicted model, not a curated record. The transcript is spliced from 8 exons.